CUGUCAGGAUGAGCUCAGAGUCACUUUAAAACUCCUGGAGUAAACCUCUCGACAGGCAUGUGGCAUGUACUGCAGCGCCGCCAGGAGACUGAGCUGGAAAACAUGCCAGCCGCUGGCCCUGUGGACAGAGCGCAGACCGUGUCUUUUCCGCUCAUGGAGGUCACGUUUCCAAGUGUGGUUUGUGUGCUGGAGAAGAGAGUUGACUGUUCGCCUCUGUGAUGGGGUGAACCGUGCUCGCCACAAAAAGACACGCUGCAGCCCAACCCCCAGGCCCUCAGAAGGUGACUGCCCUUGGAGGUGGGGACUUCACAGAGGCCACCGAGUUAAAAUGGAGUCAUUUGGGUGGCCCUGACCCCCCGCGACUGUGUCCUUAUAGAAAGGGGACGUUUGGGGGAGGGUACAGCUCAGCAGUGGAGCAUGUACUCAGCAUGCACAAGGUCCCAGUGCAAUCCCCAGCACCUCCACCAAGGAACAGACAAGCAAAGAAACCAGCCUAGCCCCCCACCCCUCAACAACGGCACCCACUGGAAACUGUUCAGCCCCCGGCGUGUCCCGUCUGGGGCGGCCAUGAGCCCUCUCGCCUUCCUGAGCGCCGCCGAGUCUCUUCCAGGCGGUUCCAGGGACACCCGCCCUCAGGCUUGUCUCUGUCCCACAGGAAACGGCACGUCAGCGACCAGCCCUGCCCUGUGGACUGGCGCGCCCCCGCCGAACUGCACCAUGGCCUUCGAGGAGAGCAGGGUGUUCCUGGUGGCGGUGUACAGCGCCGUGUGCAUGCUGGGUCUCCCGGCCAACUGCCUGACGGCGUGGCUGACGCUGCUGCAGGCGCUGCAGGGCAACGUGCUGGCCGUCUACCUCUUCUGCCUGGCGCUCUGCGAGCUGCUCUACAUCGGCACCCUGCCGCUCUGGGUCAUCUACGUCCAGAGGCAGCACCGCUGGACCCUGGGCCCCUGGGCCUGCAAGGUGACCGCCUACAUCUUCUUCUGCAACCUCUACGUCAGCAUCCUCUUCCUGUGCUGCGUCUCCUGCGACCGCUUCGUAGCAGUGGUGUACGCACUGGAGAGCCGGGGCCGCCGCCACCAGAAGACCGCCGUGCUGGUCUCAGCCUCCAUCUUCAUCCUUGUCGGGCUCGUCCAUUACCCGGUGUUUCAAAUGGAGGACAAUGACACCUGCUUCGAGACGCUGCCAAUGAACCGCGGGGUGGCAGUGUACUACUACGCGAGGUUCACGGCAGGCUUCGCCGCCCCCAUGUCCAUCAUCGCCUUCACCAACCAGCGUAUCUUCCGGAGCACCAAGCUGAGCACCGGCCUGAGCGCCGCCCAGAAGGCCAAGGUGAAGCAGCUGGCCAUCGCGGUCGUGGCCAUCUUCCUGUUUUGCUUUGCUCCCUAUCACCUGGUGCUCCUGGCCAAAGCCGUCGCCUUCUCCUACUACAGGGGAGACGCCGACUCUGUGUGCGCCUUCGAAGCCAGACUGUACACCACCUCCAUGGUGUUCCUGGGCCUGGCCACGGUCAACAGCGUGGCUGACCCCAUCAUCUACAUGCUGGCCACGGGACUUUCGCGCCAAGAAUUGUGCAGAAUCCAUAAGGAGUGGAAAAAGUUGUCCACAAAGGCGGACGUCACCAAGCUCACGUGCUCCAAGGACUCGGAGGAGGUGCAGCUGCCCACGCCACUCACAGAUGGCUGCACACACGCUCCCGGGCCAUGGCCGGGUGCCCUGGAGAGGCUGACCGAGGACACGUGCUGAGCUCAGCCUGCCGCAGGGCAGGACACCGGCACCGUGACUGCUCUGCCACUGAGCCCACCAGCCAGUGUCCACGGCGCCAGCUGUGGAGCCCCGUCCAGAUGACACACCCCCUAUUUCUCAUGCCUGGAGCCUGCCCCUUGGGGGUCCCGGUCUCCCAGGCGUCCCCACUGGGUACAGAAACCCCCUGAGGAAGGUGGCGGCACGCCAGAGUGAGGGCGCGCCUUCAGGCUGCGGGAGAGCGCGCGGCAGGCAGGAGGGCGUGCUCUGGCCGGCUCGGCUAUUAGCAAACAGCGGGGCUGCUGGCAGUGGCCGUGUGCAUGUCUGGGGCUGCUGGCAGCUGGCCCAGCCGUGCACGGGGAGGUGCCUGUCAGCCCCCUAGUGAUGACUUUAUUCUCUGUGCUUUUCUGCAGGCGUCACCUGAAUGGCUUGGAAGGGAGACGGCGGGGCCUCUGUGCUUCUGCCUCAGAACCUUCGUGCAGGCAGGCCUGGUCACCAGGGGCCAGGAGCCCAGCCCUGAGGGCCCUCGGCUGCGGCUGAUGCUGCACUGGGCUGCAGACGCUCAGGGGAGCUGCGGGGUGGGUGCAGCCCACGCGUCCUGCAGGGAGCCCAGGUACCCUGUCAGGGACACCGUCAGCCAGGCGUCCGCUGUGCACCCCAGGAAGGACGAUGUGUUGCCACAGGGCUUGGAGAAUGGCUACGAUUUCUUCUCAUCAAGGCUUCCCGGCUUGGUUGUCCGGGGAGAAGCUGGUUGCGGGUUCUGGCCAGUCCAGCCCCUCACCAAGGCACCGAUGGAGCAUGGAUGGAGCACAGAACUGGGUGCUCGGGGAGACAGUGGGCUCCUGGGAACUGCGCAGCUGAGUGAAAUCCGGGUCCUGCCCCAACCAGCCCCAUUGCCAGGUCGCAUGGCCGCCUCGGUUUCCCCAUCUGUGACAGGGCCAGCGACCCUGCCCUUAGUAGUGGGGUUGGGUCCGGUGGGGGCUGACCCACUAGCUCUGCCUCAGGCACGCCCCCCGUGCCCGCAGCACAGCGGCCUGGAACCGCCUGGAUGGACCGGGGCUCUCGGCUCCCUGGGCAGCCGCAGAGUGGCCUCUUCACGGGAGAGACUGAGAAGAUACACGGUUUAGAAAACACGUUUAGAAAUAAAAAUACGAAACAAC
Molecule: messenger RNA, 2900 nt
Organism: Vicugna pacos (alpaca)
Lineage: Eukaryota; Metazoa; Chordata; Mammalia; Artiodactyla; Camelidae
Source: RefSeq, a predicted model, not a curated record